Messenger RNA from Polyodon spathula (Mississippi paddlefish), 3517 nucleotides. Its product is annotated as prickle-like protein 1. Lineage: Eukaryota; Metazoa; Chordata; Actinopteri; Acipenseriformes; Polyodontidae. The transcript has 8 exons. Gene Ontology annotation, molecular function: zinc ion binding. The record is from RefSeq and is a predicted model, not a curated record. The coding region runs from base 504 to 2996 and encodes 830 amino acids.
GGUGUUUUUGGAGUCUCCUGAUGUGUUUGAAGUGUGCUGGGAGGGUCUUCCUCUGUUGUUGCUGCUUGGGUGGGUAGGUGGGUGGGGGUGGGAUGUGAGUGGGCAGGGUUCAUUGCAUGGGCUGGAGGUGAAGGAAGUCAGCAGUGCUGGCAGCCAUCUGGGUUUGCUGUUCACCACGGUGCAGUGUUUGUACAGGCUGUGGGUAUAGUGACAGAUGGAAUAUGGAUACUAGAACUUCUAUCUGAACUGGGAACUGCCUCAGUCUUGGAACAAACAGUGCAAGAUUCACUCCAGACUAGCUGCUUUCAGUGUGGAUGUGUAGCCUUGUGCUAAGUCAGCAAAAGUAAAGGGUUAACAGGAGCAUAGUCUACUCUGCAGUCGUAACUUUCAGCUGUAAAACAGUUUGCACACAUCAGCUGGGGCUGGACUCUGCUUUGAAGAAUUGCUGUUUGAUGCAUUGCGACUGUUGAGGCGGGUAUCAGCAAGGAGUCUUGUCGCUAGAGAUGGAGCAGAAAGUAAGCAAACUCGGCUUUGGUUUUCAACGCAGUUCUACUUCAGACGAUGAUUCUGGCUGUGCUUUGGAAGAAUAUGCCUGGGUUCCACCUGGGCUUAGGCCAGACCAGGUACAGCUGUACUUUUCCUGUCUGCCUGAUGAAAAGGUUCCUUAUGUGAACAGUCCCGGAGAGAAAUACCGAAUCAAACAGCUCUUGUACCAACUGCCUCCUCAUGAUAAUGAGGUAAGAUAUUGCCAGUCCCUUGGUGAGGAGGAAAAGAAAGAGUUGCAGAUGUUCAGCGCACAGCGCAAAAAAGAGUCGCUUGGAAGGGGCACGAUUAAACUGCUUCCAAGAGCGCUGAUGCACACAGUCUGUGAACAGUGUGGAGAGAACAUCAAUGGAUGUGAAAUUGCAGUCUUUGCAUCAAGAGCAGGUCCUCAGCUCUGUUGGCAUGCAGCAUGUUUUGUUUGCGCAACCUGCAAUGAGCACCUCGUUGAUCUCAUCUAUUUUUACCAAGACGGAAAAAUUCACUGCGGCAGGCACCACGCUGAACUUCUGAAACCCCGCUGCUCUGCAUGUGAUGAGAUAAUCUUUGCUGAUGAGUGCACAGAGGCUGAAGGCCGCCACUGGCACAUGAAGCACUUCUGCUGCUUUGAGUGUGAAACUGUUCUCGGUGGGCAGAGGUACAUCAUGAAGGAUGGACGUCCAUACUGCUGUGGCUGCUUUGAAUCCCUUUAUGCAGAGUAUUGUGAGGUCUGCGGAGAACAUAUUGGUGUCGAUCAUGCCCAGAUGACUUAUGAUGGACUACACUGGCAUGCUACUGAAACAUGCUUCUGUUGCUCCCAGUGCAAGACCUCCUUGUUGGGAUGCCCAUUUAUGCCCAAACAAGGAAGGAUUUACUGCUCCAAAGCCUGCAGUGUGGGGGAAGACAUUCAUGCUUCUGAUUCCUCCGACUCUGCUUUUCAGUCUGCAAGGUCGAGAGAGUCCAGGCGUAGCGUGCGUAUGGGCAAAAGCAGCAGAUCCGCCGAUCAGUGCAGACAGUCCUUGCUGUUCUCUCCGGGUGUGAACUACAAAUUCCCAGGCUUUUCUGUCAACGCUGAUGACACCUUGUCCCGUAAAUUAGAUGGCCUAAGUCUCUCUCGGCAAGAAACCAACCUAACAGACGAUCAUUUUUGGAAGAAUCGUGAGGAACAGGAAGUCCCUGAGGACCACGAAGAAUGGGCUGAGCAUGAGGACUACAUGACACAGUUGCUUCUGAAGUUUGGAGACCGGGGCAUUUUCCAGCAGUCUGAGGACACUAGACAAACAGACUUAUGGGUGUCUGACAAUGGGAUGAAACUGAAAUCUGAAUCCAAAACCAAUAGCCAAAAUCAAAGCCUUGCAAGCAAGAAAUACCAGUCUGAUAUGUACUGGGCUCAGUCACAAGACGGCUUGGGGGAUUCUGCGUAUGGUAGUCACCCAGGACCUGCCAGCAGUAGAAAGAUCCAAGAGCUAGAGAUGGACCAUGGCGCAGCUAGCUAUAAACAUGACCAAAAGCAGUGGUAUGACGACUCCUUAGAAUGUAUUACAGAUGAACUCAAACAGCCUGAACACAGUGUCAGAGACUCCAUGGAUUCUUUAGCUCUAUCUAAUAUUACUGGAGCGUCGGUGGAUGGAGAUAGCAAGCAGAGGCCUUCCUUGUAUUCUCUACAGAACUUCCAGGAACUUGAAAAUGAGGACUGUGAAAAAAUGAGCAACAUGGGGACAUUGAAUUCCUCAAUGCUUCACAGGAGUGCCAGUUCCUUAAAGAGCCUGACUUCUGAGCUAGAGCAGGAAGAAGUGUCGCUGCCAGAAGAAAAACCAAAGCCGAUUCACAUGCCGAUGCUUCGCAGAUCCAAGUCUCAGUCAAGGCCCCAGCAAGUGAAGUUUUCGGAUGAUGUCAUUGACAAUGGACAUUAUGAGACAGCUGAGGUCCGCCAGCCUCCAAUGAGUGAAAGGACUCGACGGAGGGCCUAUCACUUUGACGAGCCGGGCCAGCGACCACGCCAUCAUCACCAUAGGCACAGGAGGAGCCGGAAAUCUCGUUCUGACAACGCACUUCACCUGGCAGCCGAAAGGAAGCCCCACCCCAAGGAGAGAUCCCUUAUUUACAACCCAGAGGAUUACGGCAAAAUGAUGCAGACCAAGUGUCAACGGGACGUUCGGGCCUACAUGCACAAUCCAGAGCUGUAUGGACCGUAUUCCCAUGCCGUGGUGCAGAACCAGGUACCAGAUACAUUUCUCGGGCUGUAUGGAGACGAGGAAACUUGGUGCUCCACCUGUUCUUCUUCUUCAUCAUCUGACUCUGAAGAAGAAGGGUAUUUUCUUGGGCAGCCCAUUCCACAGCCCAGGCCACCACGAUACAAUUAUUAUACAGAUGACCUUACCGGUCCAGUGUCGGCGUUGCCAGUAUCCCAACGUGGGAAAAGGACAACUAAAUCAAAAAAGAAGGGACGCAAGGGCAAAAAUUGCAUCAUUUCAUAGACCAGUGUAUUAAGGAACCUGUUUUAUCCCUUGUUACCCCUGUGGACUAGUAUUCAUGUUGCACACAAGUUGAAUAACAGAGCAGUUUUUUUUUUUUUUCAAUGCAGCUGUUACUUUUAUUUUUUUUAACCAGGUUUACAGUCUGUAUGAGUAUUUUAAAUGAUAUGGAAUUACCCCACUUGACCAUGUAACACGAUGUUAAUGCAUAUGGGUCUCGCAAGCAAACGGAUGAAAACGAAGGGUUUUCUAGUUAAAAAUUCGGCUAAAUAAAGCAAGCAUUAAACACAGCAGCAUUUAGUAAUUUCCUAUCCUUUGUAUUUAUAAUGUAGCUAUUAGUGACUAACUGUGUCCCUGUAACCCUGUGUGUGAUGGGACAGUGUAAAUACCCUGGUAAAUAACCAAGGCCUUGUUAGGUCACAGGACUUCAUUUACAGGGUAAGCAUUGUAAACAGAUCAAUGUAAUUUGUAUAAAUGUAAAAACUGGAACAUAUGGAUAAGGAUAAUAAAAGCGGAUAAUGUGA